AUGGUGAAAAAGCAGCCCGGUGCGGAAAAUAUCCGUGUGGUUGUCCGUUGUCGUAACUUGUUGCCAUAUGAGGCAGAGCGAGGCGACAAAGCUCUUGUGCGUCUUGACCUCGCGACAAACCAAGUUGUAGUUCAACACCCUAUUGGUGACCCGGAUACUUUUGCUUUUGAUGCUGUGUACAACAAUACAUAUACUCAGCGUGAUAUAUUUCUUCAAGAAGUCCAGCCGCUCGUCGAGGCCGUAUUGCAAGGCUACAAUGCGACGGUCUUUGCGUAUGGACAGUCUGGCUCCGGCAAGACGCAUACUAUGACAGGUAAAUUGAGUGACACACAAAUGUGGGGUAUGAUGCCUCAGGUGGUUAAUUACCUAUUCAAUGAAAUCAAAAAGCUGUCGUCUUCAACAAAGACAUUCAAAGUAAAGGUAUCCUACGUAGAGCUGUACAAUGGUAAAUCACGCGAUCUUUUGGCUUCAAAACAGAUAAACCUCGAAAUCAAGCAAAAUAUGGCCAAGAACUUUUACGUAAAGGGCGCAGAGAUGCCGGAAGUGACAAGUUUUGAUGAGGCCAUCCGGUGGUUUAACGCAGGUACAGACCGCCGACAGACUGCAUCCACAGACUUGAACGAUACGAGCAGUCGCUCCCAUUCACUUUUCACCCUUCAGGUUGAACAGUUUGACUUUGAGCAAGAUCCGAGUUCACCCAUUGUGCUUACAAGCAAAAUCAACGUGGUGGAUCUUGCGGGAUCAGAGAAGUUGAGCAAAACCAAUGCCACUGGGGAAACUGCAAAGGAAGGUUGUAAUAUCAACCUGUCCCUUUCGGCACUAGCGACUGUCAUUGAUACCAUUGUAAAGGGCGGCAAACACAUCCCCUACCGUGGCUCACCACUAACAAUGCUUCUUAAGGAUUCCCUUGGAGGUAAUGCGAAGACUGUCAUGUUUGCAAAUGUGGGACCCUCAGACAAGAAUAUUUCAGAGACAAUAUCUACGUUGCGUUUUGCACUGAGAGCAAAGCAAAUUGAAAAUAAGCCCAUCAAAAAUAUGGAUCCAAAGGAUGCUCGCAUUCAGGACCUUCUUGAUCAGAUUGAAGACCUCAAAGGAAGACUGGGAAAUGUGGACUUUAACAAGGAAGAUCAACUCCGGCAGCGUAUCGAGGAACUAGAGAUUGAAAACGCAGAUCUUCGAGGAGGCGGUGAGAAGGACAAUCUUGAACUAGAAGAAAAUUGUCGUACUCUCCAAGCACAACUGGAACAGGUGAACUUGGCGCUUGCCGAGAAGCAAAAGGAGCUAUCAAAGGAAAUUGACGGGCAGUCUUUGUUGCAGUGGAACCUUGAAAAUGAGACGGGCCAUAUGAGGGAGCUUAGAUCCCUUGCAAUCAACUUUAUCAAACGAAUAUGCCAGGAAGAGCAACUGCGGGAGAUACGAUCCCAGAUGCCCCAGGACGGUUCUUACAACACGACCGACAAUGACUGGGAUGUUAAGGAAAUUGGAUUCUACUUCAACGGAUUCGCCGCAAUGUACGAUUCAUGGAGAGAAUCCACGUAUACCCGAGAAGACCUUGAGAAGUAUGCACAGAAAGCAGCGAGUGGCCUAAUUGAGCAAGCACAACGGCAGCUUGAUGAAGUUACCCGCGCGCGUGAUGAAUUAGUACGACUGCAUCAAGAGGAUUUAGCAAAACGUGCAGCCGACAAUGAAUCACUUUCACAGCUAAAGGUGGACUUGAAUACACUUCGAGAUGAAAAUCUGAAAUUACGUGAAAAGAUCGAGCGGGACCAGGAGCGAAUUAAGGCUAAGAUUGCCAAAAGCAAAGAGGAAUACAAAAGUUUGGCCGAACAGCUUGAACUCUCGCAGUCACUUGUAGUAGAGAAGGAGCGGGAUAUUGAGCGAUUGAAGCGGAUGCUAGAGGAGAGUGGCAACAAUGCUAUACUCAACGCAUCGCUUAACAGCGGCCUCACGGGUGGCAAUGUCGAUGAACGUAGUGCUAUUCUUCGGCAGCUACAAGAGGAGAAAGGGGCCAGAAAAGUGUUAGAGUCACGCAUUAGGGAGGUUAAUGUUUCCCUUCGUCGAUAUGGUGUUUGUAUUUCGGAGACGAAUGAUGUUGCUGAUGGAUUUGGCGUAUCUUCUGGUGUUAAUGAUGCUUUUAUACUUGCAGCAGUUGAGGAGGAAACCAUUGAUGGCGAUAUUUAUGCCCAGUUACAGCAGCAAAUUCGUGUCAAGCAGCGUCUCACGGAGCUUCGCCAUCAGCAUCAGCGAAAGUUGGAUGAUCUAGUAAAAAAAUAUGAGCUUAUCAAGACUGGAAGGACCACGUCCAACAGCGGUGUAUCUGCUGAUAAUACACUUCAUUCAACCGUCGCAGAUGAGGCGACCGCGCAGCAAAUCAAGGAGUUGCUAAUGCGGAAAGAUGAUGAGAUUGAACGUAUUACUCAUGAAAAGGAGAAAAUAUGUGAUAAGAUCGUGAAGAAGCUGAACAAGUGUGAAAUGAAAAUAAAAGAGUUAGAGACUACACUUGAGGAAGAGCGUGCACAAUUUGCAGAUGAACGUCAAGAGAUUUAUAGUGAAAACCGUGAGCUGCAAAAAUACAACCAGCAGUUGUCGGUGGAGGUGGAGACGCUACGUGGCCAGCUUGGCAGUGUGAAGGAUGAAAUGGAUUCCAUGGAGCGCGCAAAGAGUGCUGAGAUUGAUCGCUGGAAAGAAGAAGCAGAGAAUUACGCCACGCGACUUGAUGAAGCACGGUCUAAUAUUGCUGGAUACAACGAGCUGCAAAAGAGUUAUGAUCGCUUACAACAACAACUUCAGCGCACUGAGGCUUCUCUAAAGGAGAAGGUCGACAACCUCGAGAACAACCGACAGAUGGUGAAGUGGUCCAAUUCGCUUCUUGCUUCUGAGAAGCAGAAGGUGGAGCAGAUGGAAAUGAUGAUGAAACAGCAAGAAAUGGAAAUACGUCAGCGCGAGGAAGAAUUGCGGAAUGAAAUGAUGAUUGAUAUCAACAAGCAGGUGGCGGCGAACAACCGUCGUCUGCAGGAGCAGGCCGCUCAGUAUCACGAGAUCGUCUCUCAAGAGCAAGAGAAGCAGAAGGGAAUCAUGAAAAAAGUAAAAAAUGCAAGAAAAGAUGCACAAAAGGCGGCCCAACGAUACGACGAGAUGAUUCUUGAAAAUGAAGCUCUUUUGUCCAAACUGGAGGAGCUAAAGGUGACUUCCAUGCGGAUUUUCCUUGAGAAACAGGAAGCUCAGAGAGAACUGGAGGCGUUACGCCCCACACGACAGGUCAGUGCCAGACGUCUCUGA
Molecule: messenger RNA, 3279 nt
Organism: Trypanosoma grayi
Lineage: Eukaryota; Euglenozoa; Kinetoplastea; Trypanosomatida; Trypanosomatidae
Product: OSM3-like kinesin
Exons: 1
Coding region: 1-3279 (1092 amino acids)
Biological process (GO): microtubule-based movement
Molecular function (GO): microtubule binding; microtubule motor activity; ATP binding
Source: RefSeq, a predicted model, not a curated record